GCCACACUCACACGGCACACACUUGUGGGACCCGAUUUGGCGAGUGCGGAUUCUCUGGGGCUUCAGAGGAGUGGAAAGUAUGAUUGCUUUCUAUGUGAUAUUUUUAAAGUUCGUAGUAGUUUUUAAGACACAUUCAGGAAAACUGCAACCACAGGAGACUAUCCAAAUCCCAUGUAGAUGCUGCAUCUAUCUCAAAGUCCAGGUUCUGUGGGUGAUGCUAAACCCUCCCCAACCCCCAGCUGUGGGCGGACAUGCUUGCCCCGGAGGGAAACUGCUUCAGCUGACCUCGCUUGUUAAGCACCCUGGCGCUGCGGCUUUAUCCGGUUCAAGAUGGCAGAGAAGGCUCCCCCUGGCCUAAACAGAAAGACUUCCAGGUCGACACUGUCCCUUCCUCCCGAACCUGUGGACAUCAUCAGGAGCAAAACGUGCUCGCGGAGGGUGAAGAUCAACGUGGGGGGCCUCAACCACGAGGUGCUGUGGAGAACGCUCGACCGGCUGCCCCGGACACGCCUGGGCAAGCUCCGUGACUGCAACACCCACGAGAGCCUCCUGGAGGUGUGCGACGACUACAACCUGGGCGACAACGAGUACUUCUUUGAUCGCCAUCCGGGGGCCUUCACGUCCAUCUUAAAUUUCUACCGGACAGGGAAGCUCCACAUGAUGGAAGAGAUGUGCGCGCUCUCUUUUGGCCAAGAGCUUGAUUACUGGGGGAUCGAUGAGAUCUACCUGGAGUCUUGCUGCCAAGCCAGGUACCAUCAGAAGAAAGAGCAAAUGAACGAAGAACUGAGGCGAGAGGCGGAGACCAUGCGAGAGCGAGAGGGGGAAGAAUUCGAUAACACUUGCUGCCCCGAGAAAAGGAAGAAGUUGUGGGACCUGCUGGAGAAGCCGAACUCCUCCGUGGCUGCAAAGAUCUUGGCCAUCGUGUCUAUCCUAUUCAUCGUCCUUUCCACCAUCGCUUUGUCUCUCAACACACUGCCAGAGCUGCAGGAAACGGAUGAAUUUGGACAACCCAGUGACAACCCAAAGUUGGCCCACGUGGAGGCUGUGUGUAUUGCUUGGUUUACCAUGGAGUACCUUUUACGCUUCCUGUCCUCACCAAAUAAGUGGAAGUUUUUUAAAGGCCCACUAAACGUCAUUGAUUUGCUGGCCAUCUUGCCGUACUACGUCACCAUUUUCCUCACGGAGUCCAACAAGAGCGUGCUGCAGUUCCAAAACGUGAGGCGUGUGGUCCAGAUCUUCCGAAUCAUGCGCAUCCUCCGGAUCCUGAAACUGGCCAGACACUCGACAGGCUUGCAGUCCCUGGGCUUCACCCUGAGGCGGAGCUACAAUGAAUUGGGCUUGUUGAUACUGUUUUUGGCCAUGGGGAUCAUGAUAUUUUCCAGCCUGGUGUUUUUUGCAGAGAAGGAUGAAGAUGCUACCAAGUUCACCAGUAUCCCUGCAUCAUUUUGGUGGGCUACCAUCACCAUGACCACCGUGGGCUACGGGGACAUUUACCCAAAGACAUUAUUAGGGAAAAUUGUGGGCGGUCUGUGCUGUAUUGCUGGGGUUCUGGUGAUUGCCCUUCCUAUACCAAUCAUUGUAAACAAUUUCUCUGAAUUUUACAAGGAGCAGAAACGCCAGGAGAAGGCAAUUAAGAGGAGGGAAGCUCUCGAGCGGGCCAAACGGAAUGGAAGUAUCGUGUCCAUGAACUUGAAGGAUGCCUUUGCUCGCAGUAUGGAACUGAUCGACGUGGCCGUGGAGAAAGCCGGGGAGACAGCCAACACCAAGGACUCGGCUGACGAUAAUCACCUGUCUCCAAGCAGGUGGAAGUGGGCCAGGAAAGCUCUGUCAGAAUCCAGCUCCAACAAAUCCUACGAGAAUAAGUACCAGGAGGUUAGCCAGAAAGACUCCCACGAGCAGCUGAACAACACUUCUUCCUCCAGCCCACAGCAUCUGAGUGCCCAGAAACUAGAGAUGCUGUACAAUGAAAUCACCAAGACACAGCCUCACUCUCACCAGGCCCCGGACUGCCAGGAGCAGCCAGAGAGGCCGUCUGCCUAUGAAGAAGAGAUAGAAAUGGAGGAAGUGGUCUGCCCGCAGGAGCAGCUGGCCGUGGCGCAGACUGAGGUCAUCGUGGACAUGAAAAGCACCUCCAGCAUCGACAGCUUCACCAGCUGCGCCACCGACUUCACGGAGACUGAGAGGUCGCCCCUGCCGCCACCCUCCGCGUCUCACUUACACAUGAAGUUCCCCACCGACUUCCCAGGAACAGAAGAGCACCAAAGAGCCAGGGGCCCCCCAUUUCUAACCCUCACUAGGGAGAAAGGGCCUGCCGCCAGGGAGGGCACCCUGGAAUAUGCUCCCAUCGACAGAACUGUGAACCUUGAUGCUGGCAGCUCCCAGUGUGGGCUCCAUGGGCCUUUGCAGUCUGACAGUGCCACCGACAGCCCUAAGAGCUCGCUAAAAGGCAGCAACCCACUCAAGUCCAGAUCCCUCAAAGUGAACUUUAAGGAAAACAGAGGCAGUGCCCCCCAGACCCCGCCCAGCACAGCCAGGCCACUGCCGGUCACCGCGGCUGACUUUUCGCUCAGCACCCCACAGCACAUCAGCACCAUCCUCCUGGAGGAAAGCCCCGCCCAGGGAGACAGACCCUUGCUGGACGCUGAGCUGCCGGCCCAGUGUCAGGGACUCGCCAAAGGGCUCUCCCCUCGGUUUCCCAAGCAGAAACUCUUUGCUUUCUCUUCCAGGGAGAGGCGGAGCUUCACCGAGAUAGAUACAGGCGAAGACGAAGACUUCUUAGAGCUCCAAGGGGCGAGGGCGGACAAGCAGGCGGACUCCAGCCCCAAUUGCUUUGCAGAGAAGCCUAGCGAUGCGCGACACCCUCUGAGUGAGGAGGGCUGUGGCGGCUCCUCCUCGCCCCCAAACACGGGGCAUAACUGUAGGCAAGACAGUUUCCAUGCUGUGGGCGAAGUGCAAAAGGACAGUAGUCAAGAAGGGUACAAGAUGGAAAACCACUUGUUUGCUCCAGAAAUUCAUUCCAACCCAGGAGACACAGGUUAUUGUCCCACACGGGAGACCAGCAUGUGACUAGUUACAAAAGCAAUAAUAAAACAAACAAACAAACUUGUUUCUUAAAAACGAGGUUAAUAAUGCCUGUGAACUAGAACAUGGAAGCCCCUCCCUCCCCCCAAAAGUGCAUAAAAUGUUAUUUUUGCAUGGCAUGAACAGUUUAGUUCAAGUACUGUUUAAAUAGUCAAGACCACAUUUUGUAACAAACAAAACAAAAAUGACUGAAGAACAGUGAACAAAUAAAGAGAGCUCUAUUAGGAACCAGUUACCUGCAAUGUCUGACAUUUUUGAUCCUUUCAUUUCAAACUGUAGGCAGAUUUUUAAGUUUCAAUUUUUUGUUACAAUGAAUUCUAGAAUUUUCACAUGAAAGGAUGAAAUGUCAUUGCAUGCAUUCAUAAUUAUGAGGAGUAAGGUGCUUUGAGCUUGCAAAAAGCCUCGCUUUGUAAGUAACGGGGCCUGGAUGUAGAAGUGUGGAGAGCACAUGGAAACAAGUUUCUGAGACACAGGUAUUUCCUUCACAGCUGCUGUGGGAGGAGCUAUACAGACUUCCUGUUGCAAAAUUGCAACCUCUUCUUAAACCAUCUCACAUAUCUUACUUUGGGUUACAAAGCUCCUACAGGUACAUUUAUUUAAAGGAAUACAGUAUUUUUAUUUUUUGUGGUAGAAUUCCUCAGGUACAUUUUUCUUUUUUGCUUCUGCUUAGUUGUGGCACUUGUGGUUUUAUUUAUAAA
Lepus europaeus (European hare) is the source of this 3779-nucleotide messenger RNA. RefSeq names its product potassium voltage-gated channel subfamily B member 2 (gene KCNB2). The record is from RefSeq and is a predicted model, not a curated record. Gene Ontology annotation, biological process: potassium ion transmembrane transport; protein homooligomerization. Gene Ontology annotation, cellular component: voltage-gated potassium channel complex; membrane. Lineage: Eukaryota; Metazoa; Chordata; Mammalia; Lagomorpha; Leporidae. Gene Ontology annotation, molecular function: protein binding; delayed rectifier potassium channel activity. The transcript is spliced from 5 exons. Bases 331 to 3066 code for a protein of 911 amino acids.